AAAUAUAGUUCCACCUCACUCGACAAUAACACCAAGAGACCUUGGGAACAGGACACAGUAAUGUAAAGCGUAUCUGUCGACAGUGCGGGUGUUUAUACGACAGAAUAUGCGUAUAUAAUUGUUAUACUAUGCACAUGGAACUUGGAACAAGUGAUACCUGAGAUAAACGUCGUUUUUAUGCGAGGCCAGUGCGUCUUAGAUUUAUCAACCAGAGAUUUCGUGUUUCGCUUCACGGAUUAAUAUGCCAGGUAGAAGCGUACCAGUCAACCCGAAGCUUGCGGCGGUCCGGGCGGUGGAAAUAGGAGAGGGCGUCUUUAAAUACAUCCUGUGUAAGAUAUACGAAGGGUCGAAUACGGAGGAUAACAAGUUUAUAGUGCGAGGCGAUGUGGGCGCAGAAUUUCACUCUGAUGUAUAUGACAAACUAGACUCGCAGCUGGAAGGCGAGGGUAUUAACUGUGAGUGUGUAGGGGGAGGUAAAAUCCAACAUGAGUCCGACAAGAAGAGCAUUCGGGUUUACGGCAAAUCUCAGGGAUAUGGAAAAGCUGACCACGUCCUUGCAGCUAAACUUAUUAAAGAGGCCUUCCCCGAAUAUGGAAGUGUCACGUGGUCUGACGACUGAAACACAAAAACUGUUACGUAUGUGCACUGCGGAUGUUUCGGAAGGGUCACCACGGCAAAGCGUUUUCUGAUUUUGUUUCUGUUAUUUAUUUCUCUCGCGUUUCAACUGAAAUCGUUAUAAACUGGUUUUUACUGUGA
Messenger RNA from Gigantopelta aegis, 756 nucleotides. RefSeq names its product 14 kDa phosphohistidine phosphatase-like. Bases 242 to 619 code for a protein of 125 amino acids. Gene Ontology annotation, biological process: peptidyl-histidine dephosphorylation. Gene Ontology annotation, molecular function: protein histidine phosphatase activity. Gene Ontology annotation, cellular component: cytosol. The record is from RefSeq and is a predicted model, not a curated record. NCBI's taxonomy places the organism in Eukaryota, Metazoa, Mollusca, Gastropoda, Neomphalida, Peltospiridae. The transcript has 3 exons.